This is a messenger RNA of Eurytemora carolleeae, 1723 nucleotides long. RefSeq lists its product as uncharacterized. The transcript has 15 exons. Bases 2 to 1696 code for a protein of 564 amino acids. Lineage: Eukaryota; Metazoa; Arthropoda; Copepoda; Calanoida; Temoridae. The record is from RefSeq and is a predicted model, not a curated record.
AAUGUUCAGAAUAGUUUCACUUUUUUUGCUUCUCUGCGAAAAAACAAGUUCUAUCCCCCUGGGAGGUAUUCAAGUAAAUGUAACAGUCCUGGAUAGAAAAACAAUCCUAGUAUCAUGGGAGCUGGAGGAGCUGCAAGAAAACUUGAGAGACCCAAGCACAGCACAACAAAAAGUCUCAGGAGCCAAUCAGAGUGAUGCCAGUCCUGUGCAUCAAACCAUUUUGCGUCCAAAAGCACAUAUCAGCUCAAAUACAAGCUCAAAUUUUAGCUUAGGUGCAAGUCAGAACAAAACCAAUAGUUCUGAGAUUGAUAAUACUAGUGUUAACACAACUGACGAAGAAAGUGAUGUAAAUUCAAAUGUCAAAUCUUCGAACCAAGGUUCAAGGAAACACUUUAUCAAAUCCUUAGAAUCAAAAAAAGAAUCACAUAGACUGUCAGUUGGGACUCAGUUCAAUGUUGCCUCGACAGAAAAUACUAAAACUAAAACCAGAAAAGGAUUACUUAAUCCUUUAGGAAUGGGAUUAAAUGAUUUCUCAGACCCUACAGAUGGAUUAUAUGAUCCUUCAGACCUAACAGAUGGAUUAAAUGAUCCUUCAGACAAUUCAAAAGGAUUAACUAACACUACAGAAGGAAUGAAUAAUCCUGUAGAAACCACAUUGGGAUUAGAUGAUCCUGCAGAUUCUUCAACAGUUCUGAAUGAUAUCUCUGAGCCCCUGGAUACGGAGGAAUCUGAAGAAUCUCAAAAUCAACUUGAGAUUCUCUAUACAAAGAACAAUGAAAGGUCCUACAUGGUUCUGCCAGUAUCUGUCAGAAAUAAAACUUGGAUCAAAAUUGAAACUUUGACGCCAUAUUCAGAUUAUCAGCUGAUUGUUCGUAAAAAGUCCAGGUGUGGCACAGUACAGCAAAGUCCAAUUGUACUUUUCAACACUACAACCCUUAGCAACACGAGAAAGCCUGGAGGUUCAGAGAUGGUUCUUGUUGUUAUAAUCAUGAUACUGUGGGGAGUUACCCUUACUCUCUUCUUCCAACGUUGGGGAAAAAUUCGCAGUCUUCUUCCGUACCAACCCGUCUACAGUAAAGAGAUGACAGAGAAAAUUGCAAUUGAGGAAGAAAAGCAUCUUAGAUCUCGACACUCUGAUAGUAUUUGUGGAGAAUAUUUUCAACGAGCUGAGAAUCUUCUCCAGUUUUCCCCUUACCCCUGCAGGCCGAAAUUCAAAACAAAUUCAACAUAUUUCCUAAAGCAACCAAAUAGUCUUGACUAUGAACCGAAUGAAUUGCGAAAAACAAGAUCUGCAGAAAAUGUUCUUUUUCGCAAACCAAAAAUCAUCAUUGAUGAGCCAUUUUUUGUUGACGAGAACAACAGUUCAUCCUAUAGAGAGGGUAGGCUCGGGCACCAGGUUCCUCAACAAACAGGCCUCCCCCUGCUAGCUGCAGCCAGCCAAGGAAUGUAUUGUAAGAAGAAAUCUCUGGAUAUUCCAAAACGUGAUGGAGACACCAGAACCAGCUUCGGAAAAUCUGGUCGAAGUAAAUCUGAUUGCUGUGUGGACAUCUGGUUGGACGACUUUCCUAACAGUCGGCGUUUAAGUCCGGACUUUCCGUUCCGGCGACCUUUGAGCGCCGAGCCCUUACCCAGACUUAGCUUACUAGAUCUAGACUUAGUUAGACGAACCAAUUCAGAAAUAGGCAAGGUUCUUUAAUAAGGAUGGUUUUUCUUAAUGCGCUCC